UUUUUUUUUUUNGGUGUCAUUCGAUUUUCUUCUGCAUUGGGACCUUGUGUUUUCUGAAGCUCUAGGAGCGAGUUUCUUUAGGGUUUUGUUUAGUUGAUCAAGUAAUUUUCUGGGGUGCAGGUUUCCUUUUUAGUUGAUUUGCCUCCGCUUGACAAUUUGAAGUUCUUUAUUUGAGGUUCUGAAUUGUCAGUUGGAAAAGAGGUAGUUCUGUAUGGGAGAAAACGAGGAAUGGGCUGAGUCAGGUGGGCCAUUGCCAAAUGGGCUUGUGCCAGGGUCAGGGCCAGUGUUGGAGGAUCAUCUUGAUUCCGAACGAUGGUCGAGAGCAGAGGAUAAGAUUACAGAGCUCAUUGCUUGCAUUCAGCCCAACCAAGUAUCGGAGGAGCGUAGAAAUGCGGUUGCAGAUUAUGUACAGCGGCUCAUUAUGAAGUGCUUCCCAUGCCAGGUCUGCACCUUUGGUUCUGUACCAUUGAAGACUUACCUGCCUGAUGGUGACAUUGAUUUGACUGUUUUCAGUCAUGAUCAGAAUUUGAAAGACUCCUGGGCCAAUCAGGUUAGAGAUAUGCUACACAAUGAGGAAAAGAACGAGAAUGCCGAAUUUCGUGUGAAGGAGGUUCAAUAUAUCCAAGCAGAAGUGAAAAUAAUUAAAUGUCUUGUGGAAAAUAUUGUGGUGGAUAUAUCUUUUAAUCAAGUUGGCGGGCUGUGUACUCUAUGUUUCCUUGACGAGGUUGAUCACUUGAUAAAUCAGGAUCACUUGUUCAAGCGUAGUAUUAUCUUGAUCAAAGCUUGGUGCUAUUAUGAAAGCCGGGUAUUGGGUGCUCAUCAUGGACUCAUUUCUACCUAUGCCUUGGAGACCUUAGUUCUUUACAUCUUUCAUGUGUUCAACAGUUCCUUUCAUGGACCGCUUGAGGUUCUUUAUCGUUUUCUGGAGUUCUUCAGCAAUUUUGACUGGGAAAACUUUUGUGUCAGCUUAUGGGGACCUGUACCCAUUAGUUCCCUACCCAAUGUGACUGCGGAACCUCCUCGAAAGGACAGUGGAGAAUUGCUACUUAGCAAGUUGUUUCUUGAUGCUUGUAGCUCCGUGUAUGCUGUUUUCCCAGGUGGCCAAGAAAAUAAUGGACAACAAUUUGUUUCAAAGCAUUUUAAUGUGAUUGAUCCAUUAUGUGUGAACAACAAUCUUGGGCGUAGUGUUAGUAAAGGUAAUUUUUUUAGGAUCAGAAGUGCAUUUGCUUUUGGAGCCAAAAGACUGGCCAGAUUGCUCGACUGCCCAGAAGAAAACUUAUUUUUCGAAGUUAAUCAGUUCUUUACAAAUACAUGGGAUAGACAUGGUAGUGGUCACAGGCCCGAUACACCUGGGAUAGACUCUAUUCAUGAAUUCAGUAAUUCCGGUAAUAUUUCAAGCAAAAACAAUGUAAAUCAAAACAAAACUCCUUCCCUCUACAGUACAGAGGACAGGGGCACUCACGGUAUUCCCUCUCAUCACGGAAAAAACUCUGCUUCUCGCAUGAAAAAUCUGAAAAGUCAAACGUUAAACAGCUCUCGUGCCUCUGAUCAAAUUCGAACGGAUAAUACCUCUGAUUGGGUGAUGGUCGAUGACGAGACUCAGGAAAGUUCUAAGGCUAAUCGUGGGGCGAAUGAUAUUCAUGGCCGUUUUCUCGCUCGUACGUCUUCUAGCCCUGAACUUACCGUUGCUUAUGGCGAUUUAUCUUCCCAAACAGGGCACAACAGAAAAUCAGAAACCAUAAACACUCAAAUCCCAUCCAAACAGAGUCUCGAUUUGCAUGCUAACGCGCCAGGUGAGGAAGAACAAGAGAUCGUGAACAUGAUGGCAUCCGCCUCACUUCAAGGUCUAAACGGGCAAUUUCAAGUUCCGUUCAAUUUAAAUUCAGGUCAUCACUUGCCUUUCUCUAUUCCACCAUCCUUCCUUGCCUCGAUGGGAUAUGCUCAACCGAACCUUCCGGGAUUUUUUCCGGCGAAUAAUGUUCCGCUGAUGGACCCAUCAUUGUCAAAUUUGCAAUUUCCUUCUAAUUUCCUUUCGCCACAUUAUUUUUCCGGUGUUGGGGUGACUUCACCUUCAGAAACUCCUGUCGAGCACUUAGAUAGCGAUGAUUUCUGGAACGAGCAAAAUGUUGGACCUGAGAAUGGGAAACCCGAAACUCAUGCUUCUGAUGAUAAACGGCCGGCGUCUGUUUCUGGUUUGAAAUAUAUUCCCCCACAUCGAUUGAAUAGCUCUGAGAGGGAAAAUAGCGAGUUCCUCUCAAUCAAGGAUGACAGUAACAGUGAGAUUUAUGCAGAAGAAAGAUCGGUAACUUUGAGAUUCUCAUCGGCAAUCCAUAACAACUCUUUGAGGAGUAUGGCUUCCUCAGAAAACUCCGGGGAUGAAUCAUCAUCAGCUAAAACGCCUAAAUCUAUGAAAGAAAAACGCGGAAAGAAAAUAAUAUUAUCAUCUGCUGAAUUAGCUUCUGGCCAAACCGGCAUCGAGAACGAGGAUGCUGAGGCAUUGGAAAGAAAUUCUUGGAAUAUAUCAUCAGGCUUUGAAGUUGCUCAAGCAAGUGGUGGAUCUGACUCAACGAUUCCUUUUUCCCCGAUGCUCAUUGGUCCAGGUGGCUCAAGACAGAGAAUGAAUGAUAAUUCUGGGAUGGUUACAUUCUAUCCUACUGGCCCUCCAAUACCAUUUCUAACAAUGCUGCCAGUGUACAAUAUUCCACCUGAGGCGAGUACUUCCGAUUCAUCGAGUGGCCAUUUUAGAGCUGAUGAAGCCUCGGAGAACAGUGACUCUGCUCACAACUCAGAGACCUCAGGAAAGAAAAAACCUGAUAUUCUGAACAGUGACUUCGCAAGCCAUUGGCAAAAUUUACAGUUUGGGAGGUUCUGUCAGAACUCACGGCACAAUGGGGGGCAGUUUGGGUAUCCUUCGCCUUUCAUGGUCCUACCUGCUUAUUUACAGGGUGGCCGAUUCCCGUAUGAUAGUUCUGGUAGACCUUUUUCUACCAAUACUAACCUUUUCUCUCAGCUUAUGACGAGUCACGGUCAACGUUUGUUACCUGUGGCUCCUCUCCAAUCAGUUUCAAGUAGACCUAUUUUUUAUCAAAAUUACAUUGAUGGCAUGCCGAGAUACAGGAGUGGGACUGGGACUUACCUGCCAAAUCCUAUUCCCAACAGGGAGCGACACUCUUCUGGUACAAGAAGAGGAAAUCACAAUAACUAUGAUAGAAAUGAUAACUAUGGUGACAAAGAGGGAAACUGGAACUCGAAUCCAAAAUCUCGAGGUUCCAUACGAAAUCAUGGCCGCAACCAAACUGACAAGUCAAAUUCUCGAACUGACCGAUUGACUUCUGCUGAGAAUCUAGCUGACCGUUCAUGGAACUCCUCAUAUAGGCACGAAACUCUCCCUUAUCAAUCACAGAAUGGUCAGUCGAGCUCAAGCUUUAGUCAAAAUGGUCCCCAAAUAGUGCCAUACAACAUGAACUCUUUAUCAGCUACAAAUCCCAACGGAGUUUCUAAUAGGCCCUCUGGCCCACCUUUCAUGAUGCUAUAUCCUUUUGACCAUAAUAAUGCUGUGUACGGUGAGCAGCUCGAGUUUGGUUCUGUGGGCCAUUUGGACUUGCCAGGUAUAGAUGAGCAAUUACAGGUGAAUGAGGGGACUCGAGCCAGGUUAUUUCAGGAUCACAGGCUUCAUGAUGGCUCUGACCACUAUUCUUCUCCAGAUCAGCCAGCUUCGCCACAUCAUCAGAGGGGUUGAUUUUUUUUCCUAUUUUGGGGCUUAAAAGAAACACCAUCAUCUUGAGGGUGGGGUUGCCGCACUUCCUUCAAGCUUCUACUGAGGCAUAAACUGACGUCGAAUGGCAAAUCCAGUUCUGCUAAUUUUGCACGAUCUUUUACCCGAUAAAGCUGUGUUUAUCGCACGAGUGGUUGUUUCCAUGUGGCACGACUGGUGUGUAAAAUAGCCUUGUGAAGAUUUGGAAGCUUUGCAACUGGAAGCUCGGACAUGUUAACAACCGCUAUUUUUUUUUUUUUUUUUUUU
Messenger RNA from Striga asiatica, 4021 nucleotides. The record is from the annotation of a GenBank genome assembly. Lineage: Eukaryota; Viridiplantae; Streptophyta; Magnoliopsida; Lamiales; Orobanchaceae.